ACAAGGCGGGGUUUAUGGUAAUCAAAUAACAUACAAUGGUGCUGCGAUGUCCCCGUCAAAUCUCGGGUGCCGUCGCUUUGGUCAGUUCAAUGUACUCGGAGCUCGGCAGCGAGCUUGCUAGAUAGAUAUUAGAUGGGCGUAACUAGCCUACGUAGUAUGUAACACGAUUAUUGUUUACGGCGCAAAACAUAUUUUUCCUAUUUAUAGCAAGUUACCAUGCUGCCUGUCCCUGCACAAACCGUUGGGGGUGGUGACAUAUUUGACACAAUUCAACGAGGAAACAUUGACCAGUGCGCGGACAUCAUUCAACUUGACCGCUCGACGUUGAGACAAAAAGGAUGGGGCGGGUUCACGCCCCUCCACUACACAGCCUAUCAGGGGAACCGGGCGCUGACCGAGCUGUUGCUGAGCAACGGAGCGGACCCCAACACGCCGUGCGACACGGGCCUAACGCCAUUCCACUUCGCCUGCAGAAACGGCAAUGUGUCCAUCAUGCACCAGAUGCUGCAGCACGGAGCAGACGUCCAAACUGUGGAUCACCAGGGCAAGACCGCCCUGCAUCACUCUGUUGCCGGGGGAAAUGUGCUAGCCAUUCAGUACCUGAAUGAGACGGGAAUGUUCCGGUUCGCCGACACCGACCGGUUCCAGCUCACUCCUCUGCACCUGGCGGCGUCCACGGGGAACUCGGACGUGGUCCGGUACCUCCUGCGGAACGACCGAUGCGCGGCAGACGCGGCCGACCAGCAGGGGGCGACGCCGCUGCACGUGGCCGCGGAGAAGGGGGCGGUGGAGGUGAGCUGGCUGCUGCUCCGGGAGGCUGGGCUUCGUAUCCUCCACCUGAGGAACCGCCAAGGCCUGACGCCCUACGACCUCUGCAGACAGGGCACCACCUACAGACAUCAGCAGCUAACACAAAUCCUCAAAAAGUUCAUCAAUGAGCCAACGGACCAGAAACCCAAAGAGUCGUAUGGCAUGUACUACUGGACGCUGCUGUUCCCGUCCGUGAGUGGCGCCGUCAUCCUGCUCAUAGCCGCGAGGCUGGGGGGCUACGGGGGGGUCUUCUGCGCCCUGCUCUUCCCCUGGCUGGCCAGGAGCAUCCUGUCCCAGUACCACAGGAUCAACAGUCAUCAGGGGCUGCCAAACCCAGUUUACGUUGGAACGCUCACAGCUGGAAUAUUCCACACAUCUGUCUGUUUUUACUACAAGAUCCUGCCAAAUAUCUGGCCAGCCCCUACCCUCCUCCACGUGUCCAUCGUGCACUUCUCCGCAGUGCUCUGGCUGUUCCGGAAGGUUCUAACCAAGAACCCGGGCCAGCUGCAGCCAGAGGAUGCUGACCCCAGGUUCUCCAGCAUAAUGAGCCUAGUGGAAGCCAAUGAGAGCAGCCGGUUUUGCAUAUACUGUGAGAUAUUCCAGCCGGACAGCUGUAAGCACUGCAGGCUGUGCAACAUGUGCAUGCUGGACUACGAUCACCACUGCCUCUUCCUCAACCAGUGCGUGGGCCGGGGCAACCACCGCCUCUUCCUCUUCUUCAUCCUGUCCAUGGCGGCCGCCCACCUGGUCUUCCUGUACGCGGCCGGCUGCUACCUGCUGGCCAGGUAUGCCGCCGCAGCCGCGCUGAGCCGGCCAGCGUGGGGCGCUGUGGUGGGCGCGGAGGCCUGGGUCCUGGUGCUCACCGCCAUGAACGCGCUCACCUUCGCCUGGGAGUGCUGGCUGCUGGCCGAGCAGUUCGAGGCCGUCUCCAUGGGAACCACCACCUACUUCAAGCGCGGCGGGCGCUCACAGCGCCCCCUGUGGCGGCGCUGGAGAACGGCCGUGUCAUUUCUGCUGGAGGGGAAGAGGCCGCGGCCGCCGCACGGCGGGGUGUUCCAGGCCGUCUGACGGUGUGCGUGCGCGGGAGCGCGGAAUGUUCCGGAAUGUUGCGGAACAUUCUGGAAUGUUCUAGGCCCCGAUUCGUUUACAUGGUCGCUAAGGUUGAGGAGCUGGACGUCCUGCCUUGUCCUCCACCUCUUACUCUGAAAAAAGGACCUUAAAAGUUCACAUUUGUGCUUUUUGCUUUGCUGUAACUUCUCCGGCUGAACAGACUGAGAGACUGAACAGUGGGUUGUUGUUUCCGUACCUCCAAAUAGACUGAAAUUUUAAUGAAGGAUUUUACUGCAGUACACGUUAAACCUCUCCCCAUUCCCUGAUUGGCGAUUGCCUAAUGGACACAAACCACACCUCAUUCCAGCCUCCCUCUGGAUAUGAUUGGCUCAGAUUAGUGACUGAACUGUCCUACCACAGGGUCCUAGAUGGAAAAAUCUAAUUGCUGCACCUGUGUGUACUGUAGCUUGGCUCAGCCAUCUUGGAAAUCGUUUCAGUCAGCCGCACACAUGCACGCUAAUGCAUUAGCGACUCGCUGGAUGAUACUGAUGGGGAUUGUUGUCACGGAAACAGUGUAAAUAAUGUGAAGCCUAAUGAUGACGAUGAUGAUGAUGAUGAUGGAGAACAUUUGAGUUCUCACAGCGGGUUUACGCCAAGCACCGUAUUCUAGUCAUUCGUUUUAAUGAAGGUGGGGCAGCACUGCCCAUUCCUGCAGGCCUAAAUGGCUGUACUGUGAACCUCGAUGUAUAACGUUCUAUUUUCACUUCUGCAAAAGCUGAAAUACCCUCUUUCUCAUCGGCACGUCUCAUCGACGCCAGGGGUAGGCAACCCCGGUCCUGGAGAGCCACUGUAACGUGAUUACAAAAAACAGGAUUGGUUUGAAUUAAUCGGGGUUAAUGGACGCACUAAUGACUCCUAAUUGUCCGUCAGACUCCGGUGAUCAAGCUCAGAUGGAACAAAAACCAGAAACGGCACCGGCACUCCAGGACCGGGGUUGCUCCCCCAUUUUACACAAACGUUUGUCUGUAUGUUUUUCUACCCUGGAAAUACGGUCAUAUUACACUGUGCUUUUAAUGCUGUCCGGAUCCAAGUUUGUACACAGUUUCAUAGGUAUUUUAAUAAACUAGUGAGUUUACAGUUUAGUUUUUAAAGAAGCGAUGUUGCAGACAGAUCUGACGCAGAAUGUCUGGAUGGUUUUACUUGAACUUCACCGCUUGAUUACAGCCUACUGCUCCAUACUUUUUAAUGUGAAAUUGCUGUCGACUGAAUAAAACUGAAAUACAGACUGUGAA
Anguilla anguilla (European eel) is the source of this 3152-nucleotide messenger RNA. RefSeq names its product palmitoyltransferase ZDHHC13. The transcript has 10 exons. Gene Ontology annotation, cellular component: Golgi membrane. Gene Ontology annotation, biological process: protein palmitoylation. Lineage: Eukaryota; Metazoa; Chordata; Actinopteri; Anguilliformes; Anguillidae. The record is from RefSeq and is a predicted model, not a curated record. Bases 217 to 1878 code for a protein of 553 amino acids. Gene Ontology annotation, molecular function: protein binding; palmitoyltransferase activity.